Molecule: messenger RNA, 1266 nt
Organism: Trachymyrmex cornetzi
Lineage: Eukaryota; Metazoa; Arthropoda; Insecta; Hymenoptera; Formicidae
Exons: 6
Coding region: 125-925 (266 amino acids)
Source: RefSeq, a predicted model, not a curated record
GCCGCCGCGCCGGCCGGAAAACCUCGCGUGCGCCGCACCCUUGUGUCGUUGGCGUCGCGACGCUUUGCAACGCGACGCAACGCAAGGAUGCAUCGUCGUAGGUGUGCGAGUUUUCAGACGAAUUAUGAUACACGUGUCGUCCGAAAGCGCGUACAGAUAUGAUCGGGUAAAACGCAAAGGAGCGGCUUUCUUAACGAAUCUGUUUAAAUCGAAAAAACUGGCGGUAGGGAUGAAGAUUAACGAAGACGAAGAGAUGGAACGAACGCCCAGGGUGGAGACUCCUGCAAUUAUUACCAAUGCUUGUCGUCGAAACGGCUCGGAGAGUGACAGCACAAUGUCACGAAUUCCGUCGACCUUGAGUGUGACAGCAGUGGACGUCGUUGUCUCCUGUCAGCCGUCACCCUCGCACUCAAUUCUGACCCUGACACCCGGUAGAACGCGUAACAUUGAUCAGGACAUGGAGGCACUCAGACUGAGUCGUCAGGACAAUCCCUUUCUACAGGUAUUAGCAAGCCGAGAGAGCCUCGUGGAAUCGAUCGAAGAGUCCGAGUCCGACGAUGCAAUUCUAAUGUCGCAGGAAUACGGUGACGCGGAUCCGCUAACACUAGCACAGGUACAUGAGCACCUGGUACGCAGUCCACCCCCGGCUUCAUGGCCCAAUUCCACGGCCUUCCAGUUUCCCAAUCAGGAUGAAAGUACCACCCCAGGCAAGAAUGACGCGACUCUCCUAGUCAAGAGCCCGUCAAAGACACCCUCGCAUCGUAAUAACGACCAUGAGCUCUCCAGAAGCGAGACGACGACUGAUAUUAGAGAUCGGCACUCUCAUCCCUUCUCGUUAUUACAUCCAACACCAAUUCGUUCCUUGUCGGAAGUUCGACGACUUCGGUCGGCCGACGACAGCGUGCAGCUCAUGUCGAACGAAUAAACUACACAAGGAUACUGGAUCCUAAUUGGAUUUCUGGUGACUGAGAAAUAUCGGUUCUUCGAAUAUUCUUCGAGAAUUGCGAUUGCUGACAAGUCGAAGAAAAUUUCGUUCGUGUAAACGAAAUUUAUGAUCAAUUCCAAAUAAGGUUUGUCCUAAUUAAGAAGGUGGAUACAAGAAAAAUGAAGAAUCAAGAUUCUUACGUAGGUAUCCAAUAGUUGAUCAGAUUGAAGCUACGAUGCGUUUGAGGUGGAUGUGAUAGAAGAUUACAGAGCGAGUAAUGAUUCGAUUAAUCGUACAGUGAUUAAUAAUUUUUAUUGAGAAAGUAAUUACUGAAAAAGAAG